This is a messenger RNA of Closterium sp. NIES-67, 4219 nucleotides long. Lineage: Eukaryota; Viridiplantae; Streptophyta; Zygnematophyceae; Desmidiales; Closteriaceae. The record is from the annotation of a GenBank genome assembly.
CUCUUGCGGCCUCUUUAGAGAGCUCUCCGUACUCUCAAAACGGCUUCCGUUCUGCCUCUACUCAUGGCUUUCCUGCUGGGCGACUUGACGGGUCCACGUCCACCCCAGGGUCAGGGUCUGGCAUUCCUCUUCUUGGGUGUCUCGACAGUUCGACACCAGGGUCGUUCACUGUGUCCCACGUGUCCCACCUCUCUCCUCUGCCGUCUCCCGCUGUCGGCAAGCCGCUUGUGUCGGCCAGCAUGCCGCGUGCCGAAAUGGGCUCUCAGUCCGCUGAAAGGGCUCUAAUCUCAACCAGUACUACCAGUCCUGCUGAAAUGACCUUUGAGUCGGCUGAAAAGCCACUAGUAUCCGGCAGUGGGAGCCGAGCCGAGGUGCUUCGUCUGCGGUCGCAGCUGCGGCGGCGGGACGAUAUAAUCUUUUCCAUGCAGGCGCGGAUGGCGGUCUUGGAGGAGGAGAAGCGGAGGGCGGAGAGUGAGACUGCGAGUGCUGUGGCAGCAGCAGCAGCAGCGAGGGAGGGCGCGAAAGCAGCAGAAUCACAGCUGCAGGGGCGAGACGAGGUGAUCUUUUCCAUGCAGGCGAGAAUGGGAGUGUUGGAGGAAGAAAGGCGGAGAGCGGAGGGGAAGAUUGCCGCUGCUGUGGCUGCAGCCACGGCUGCGAGGGAGGAGGCGAGAGCAGCAGUGGCUAGGAUGCGUGAGGCGUUGGAGGAAGCUGCUGCAGGGGGGGCUAGGGCCCAGAGGGGAGGGUGGGGAGGAGAGGAUGAGAAGGAGGAGGUGGAGAGGGACAUGGAGAGGGAAGUGGAGAGGCGAGUUGCUGCUGUGACUGAGGCUCUGCUGGGGAGAUUGCAGGAGAGUGAGAAGAGGGCGGAGGAGAGUGAGAAGAGGGCGGGGGAGAGUGAGUCUAUAGCAAAGGAGAGUGAGAGGAGGGCAGUGAUGUGGGAGGAGAGGGAGAAGGAGGCAGUUGCCGCUCUGAAAGCCAGUCAGCGGGAGCUGGCAGCCGCACAGCAGGCACUCUCUGCUGCCCUGGAAGAGCUUGCUGGGGCUCGUGCUACAGCAGCAGCUUUUGACGCGUCUCAGGAUGUAGCAUUAGCACAGCAGGCGCUCUCGGCUGCCUUAGAGGAGCUUGCUGAUGCCCGUGCUACAGCAGCAGCAGCACAGGAGCGGGUGCACGAGUUAGAGGAGCAGAAAGCCAAAGGAGGGCAGCAGCAGCAGCUGGAAAGCUCAGCUGGCGUUUCCGGUGCUGCUGCUGUUGCUACAGCUGCUCCUGCUGGCCCCGCUGUGAGUCGUGCUUCUGCUGCCGCGGAUGCAUCUGGUAUGAGGGAUUCUUCACACCAACAACCCCAGCCCGAGCUUCCGGCAUCUGUUAUGGGGGAUUCUUUACACCAACAACCCGAGCCUCUGGAAUCCGUGCAGCUGACGGAGCGACACCUGGACGACAUCCGAGCCUUGCUGGCGGAUUACCGAGCCUUGGAGUCCGCUCUGUCGGAGGCUCGGGAGGAGUGCCGAGCCUUGGCGACAGCUAAGGAGGAGGGGGAGCGGGCCAUGGCACAGGCGCUGGCAGAGCAUGCAGAGAUGGCGGAGGAGGUGGGGAGGAUGGAGGGGGAGAUCAAGAGGCUGAGGAAAGAGUUGAGUGGGAGAAGCAUAGCAGAUGGAGAGGGCAGGGCGUUUGGUCAGUGGAAUGACGACGGGGAACACGAGACGGUGGAGGGGAUGGGGAGAAGGGAUGGGGGAGUGGAAGGGGAAGUGGUGGGGGAAGUGAGAAGACUGAGGGAGGAGUGCUGGGCCUUGAGGGCAGCUAAGGACGAGGGGGAGCGGGCCAUGGCACAGGCGCUGGCUGAACAUGCGGAGAUGGUGGAGGAGGUGGGGAGGAUGGAGGGGGAGAUCAUGAGGCUGCGGGCUGAAGAGAGGGAGAAAGCAGCAGAACUGGGUCUUCAGAACGGAUGGCUGAGGGAGUGGCAGAGGGGGGAGCAGAGGGAGCAGAGGGAGCAGAGGGAGCAGAGGGAGCAGAGGGAGCAGAGGGAGGAGCAGAGGGAGCAGAGGGAGGAGCAGAGGGAGCAGAGGGAGGAGCAGAGGGAGCAGAGGGAGGAGCAGAGGGAGCAGAGGGAGCAGAGGGAGGAGCAAAGGGAGCAGCAGAGGGAGGAGGGAACCACUGUUGCUGGAAGCCAAGAGGAGCAAACACGUGGGGCUGGCCUGGCAGUAGCGGGUGAGAGGAAGCUAGAGGCCGUGGGGGGCACUGUUUGGGAAAAUAUACCUUAUUUGCAGCGAGGGCAGGCGGUUUCAGAUGGACGAGUGGAAGAGGAGGGGGGAGGACGAGUGGAAGAGGAUGAGGAUGAGGGGGGAGGAAAACGAGCGGAGUUUUCAGCUGAGGCAGCAGCAGCAGGAGCAGCAGACAGAGCAGCACUGGUGACGGAUUUGGCAGAGACGUUUCAUCGAGUUACUGUCCAUGAGAAUCAUAUUUACGUACCUGCUGCUGCUGCUGCUGCUGCUGCUGGACUUAGUACUGAAGGUGUGCCUGGUGGUGCUGGCUUAGCUGCAAGCUCUAGUUUCACUUCAGGCAGUGGCUCUGCUUCGCACAUAGCUGCUGCUGCUGUGGGAGACGAGGGUGCAUCAGAAGUUGCAGCAGCAGCAGUCUUGGCCAAGCUCCUUGCUGCUGCUGAGCAGGCGCUCUUUUUCCAGGGUGAUUUCCCCGGCGAUGCCCCUGAAAUGUCUUCCAGGGAGAUGGUUGAACAUGGAUACAUUUCUCGGGGUGCAGGAAAGGGGAAAGUUGUGGGGGAAAGGGAUGGUCAAGCAAGAGCAGGAGAGAGGAGAGAAGAAUCAAAUCUCCACUCACUCGGGGUGGAGGGCGACUCUAGUGUUCUUAAAAGGGUAAGGGAGGAUGACAGUAUCGAGUAUUUGCUAGAGAACUCUGAUUCAAGCGUGAGCCGGCACAGGGGGCCUGAGGUGGCAGCACUAGGGUUUCACAUAGGCAGCAGCGGUGCAGUGGGUAUGGUUGCUAGGGGUGAUGGCGCUGGUGGUGCUGCUCGUAGCGCUGCUGGUGUCACUACUGCGUCCUCCCCCCUGCUUAGCCUGCUCUCUCCCCAGGAAGUGAGUCUGCUGCGACAGCACGCCAUGCAGCUAAGGAUGAGAGCAGCGCAUAGAGGGGCAGCACGCAGAGGAGGUGCAGGGGUAAAGGGAGCAGCAGCAGGAGCGAGUGGCAGGGGAGGGGAAGGCACGGAGCAUGGUGGAUAUUCUGUAAGUGGAGAGGGGGGCAGCAGCAGUACUGCAGUCGUGGGUGCGGUGACUGGUCACGCUGCAGAGGUAACAACAGAAGCCACGGAAGCAGCAGCUGCAGCAGCAGGAGGACCGGCAAGAGAGCAGCAGGGCAGCCGGCCUUUUUUCACAUUCACCUCGUCUUGCGAUGAUGCCUCACGUGCAGCAAGGGGUCCAUUAGCUGGCCUGUUGUCCUCCAGGAGAGAAGGGACGGUGCUGGGUGGGAGGAUGGGAGAAGGUAGGGGAGCGAUGAUUAGGGGAGCGAUGUUUAGGGGAAGCAGAAGUAGCACCAGGUUUCACCAGCAGCAGCAGCAGCAGCAGCACCAGCAUCAACAUUCUCGAUCCCUAAAUCUGAGAGAAAGCAGUGGACGUUUUGUGCUUGUGCCUGACAGCAAUGAUCCCAGCAAGAAAAGGUGGCAGUGGGAAAAGACUGGUCCUAGAAGCAGCAGGAGCAGGAGCAACAGAAUAUCUGUUUUUCCUGGGUCUGCUGAUGCCGGUGCUGGUAAUGAUGGGAACUGUGGAAACGGUGGGAACGGUGGAAAUGGUGGAAAUGAGAGAAAUGGUUCGACUGGUGCUGCUGUUUUAGCAGGGGCAACUGGCUCUGCUGGCUCGGGUGCUUCUGGCGUCUCAAUUGCGUCUGGUGGUGGUUUGGGUGGCUCUGGGGGCUCUGGUGGUUCUGGUAAUGGCAGCAGUGGUGUUGAGGCUGCAUCAGCUGCUGCUGUUGCACUGGUGAGUGGCGGUGUUGGGGGACGAAUGAGUGAACAGGUUCCUGCUGUAGUGGAUAGCACAUCAGCUGCAGCAGCAACUGUCCUGCCAACGACAGCAGCAGGUGAUUCUCAAUCUAAAGAAGUUGGAAGAUAUCUCUGGAACCUUCUAGAUGACAUGUAGGGUCUUAAUUUUUAGAGAGUAAAUAUUGUGUUGGAUUGUUUACUUUCGUUGACAUACACUGGAUUCUUGUUUUAUGAGCAAUUGGA